CAUGUGCACAGGCGGCCGCCGGCGGUUCGGAGGGGAGGCGCCAUUUUGGGCCUGUUCGGGUCUGGCGGUGGCGGCGGUGUCCGGAGGUGGCGGAGCCUUAGCGGCGAGCUCUGCUCUGGGGCUUUGCCCCGCCGCCAGCCGCGAGGGCCUGGUGGGGAGGCGGGGCCGGGCCCGCCAUGGAGAGCGAGUACUACGGCGGGGACCAGUCAGAUGAUGGUGGAGCUACUCCAGUGCAAGAUGAGCGAGAUUCGGGAUCUGAUGCUGAAGAUGAAGUAAAUGAGCAGCAUUCUGGAUCUGAGAAUGGAAGUGUAGGGCAUCAGUCAGAGAAUGAACACAGUGAUGGAGAAGAUGAUGGGCAAGUGGGAGAGCCUCAUAUGACAGACUCUGAAAAUGAAGAUAUUUCGAGGCAAAAAGACAGUGACUCAGAUAAUGAGGAGCCUCCAAAUCACAAUGUAAGCGAUUCAGACAAUGAAGCAGCUCAUGGAGGGAAAGACAGUGAUUCUGAUGCCGAGGACCGUGCAAAUCGACAUUUAAGUGACUCUGAAAAUGAGGAUGCCUUAAAUCAUCGAGUGAGUGACUCUGAAAAUGGAGAACCUCAAAGGGAUCAGAGCAGUGAUUUUGAAAAUGAGGAAUCACAAAAGCAGCCGGCCAGCGACUCGGAGAGCGAGGAGCUCCGCAAGCAGCCGGCCAGCGACUCGGAGAGCGAGGAGCUCCGCAAGCAGCCGGCCAGCGACUCGGAGAGCGAGGAUGUUUCUAGGCGCAAACAAGAAAUAGAGUCUGAUGAUAGUGAUGGAGAGGACAGGAAGGAGGAGGUGCAGAAUGAGUCUCAUCAUUCUGAUAAUGAACCUGUGAGAGAAGGAUUUCAGGGCUCUGACAGUGAAGAGGACGGUCCUAAAAGACGAAAAAUAUCAGACAGUGAUGAAGAAGAAAAAGAGGAGGAGAAGACAGUGAAAAGGAAAACAGCCGUACUUUCUGACAGUGAAGAUGACAGUGAGAAAACACCUGCAAAAAAAGUACGAGUUCUUUCUGAUGUUGAAGAAUCAGAUAGUGAUGUUGCUUCAGAGAAAUCUGACAAAAGGAAGAAAAAUGCUGUGUCAGACAGUGAAGAAGAAGAAGAAAGAAAAGAGAAUGCUGGGAAGAAAAAAGAAGAGAAAGAUCUAUUUGGAAGUGACAGUGAAUCUGGAAAUGAGCAAGAGAACCUGAUUGCAGAUAUAUUUGGAGAAUCUGGUGAUGAGGAAGAAGAGGAAUUUACAGGUUUUAACCAGGAGGACUUGGAAGAAGAGAAAGCUGAAACAGACAUGAAGGAGACAGCAGAUGAGUCAGAUUCUGAUGAUAACAUCAAAAGAGGGAAGCAUAUGGACUUCAUGUCAGAUUUUGACAUGAUGCUGCAACGAAAGAAGAGUAUGAGUGGCAAGCGCAGACGAAACCGUGAUGGUGGGACUUUUAUUAGUGACGCAGAUGAUGUGGUCAGUGCGAUGAUUGUUAAGAUGAAUGAAGCUGCUGAGGAGGAUCGACAGCUGAAUACACAAAAGAAACCAGCACUAAAGAAAUUAACUUUGCUACCAACUGUAGUUAUGCAUCUUAAAAAGCAGGACCUCAAAGAAACUUUCAUUGAUAGUGGUGUUAUGUCUGCUAUCAAAGAGUGGCUUUCUCCUCUUCCAGACCGAAGUCUUCCAGCACUAAAGAUACGAGAAGAACUUCUGAAGAUCCUGCAAGAGCUGCCCAGUGUGAGCCAAGAGACCCUGAAACACAGUGGGAUUGGACGAGCUGUAAUGUACCUUUACAAACACCCCAAAGAGUCGAGACCUAACAAGGAUAUGGCAGGGAAGCUAAUCAAUGAAUGGUCUCGACCCAUCUUUGGCCUUACUUCAAAUUACAAAGGCAUGACAAGAGAAGAGAGGGAACAGAGAGAUUUGGAACAGAUGCCUCAGCGGAGGAGAUUGAGCAGCUCUGGUGGUCAGACUCCUCGAAGGGACCUGGAGAAGGUGUUAACAGGAGAGGAAAAGGCACUCCGACCUGGGGACCCUGGAUUCUGUGCCCGUGCAAGGGUGCCAAUGCCCUCCAACAAGGACUACGUGGUCAGGCCAAAGUGGAAUGUGGAAAUGGAGUCCUCCAGGUUCCAGGGGACCUCUAAGAAAGGGGUGAGUCGGCUGGACAAACAGAUGCGGAAAUUCACAGAUAUCAGGAAAAAAAGCAGAUCGGCCCAUGCGGUGAAAAUCAGCAUUGAGGGCAAUAAGAUGCCAUUGUGACCCUUCACAGAAUACCCCAUGACCUCUGCUGUAAGACAUACACCCAUAGACUCUUUGGAGCCCUUUAAAUUUUUUAACAACUUGUUUGGGUUUUUUAGUAAAUCUUUAAUUUGUUGGUUCAGAUUCUGGUAUAUAAGAUGUUGUCUGAGGACUGUGAAUAUGGGGACUACUUUCUCCUGAUUGUAUUUAAACUUGCUCUAUUGUGUCCUUUGUACAGAUCAAGUAUUUGUUGUAUUGCAACACUUUAGACAAUAAAACAUCCUUCUGUUUUU
Rhea pennata is the source of this 2521-nucleotide messenger RNA. RefSeq names its product interacts with SUPT6H, CTD assembly factor 1 (gene IWS1). The record is from RefSeq and is a predicted model, not a curated record. NCBI's taxonomy places the organism in Eukaryota, Metazoa, Chordata, Aves, Rheiformes, Rheidae. The coding region runs from base 177 to 2249 and encodes 690 amino acids. Gene Ontology annotation, biological process: poly(A)+ mRNA export from nucleus. Gene Ontology annotation, cellular component: nucleus. The transcript has 14 exons.